AUGUUCAAGAACCUCUUCUCCCUCUCCUCCCUCGUCAUCUUAGCUCUAUUCCUGUCUUCUACCGUAUCCGCUGGCCUCAUCAACCGAGUCAAACGUCAAAACUACUGGGGACAGCCUGGCGUCGUCAACAACAUGGUCACUGAUAACAUGGCUGGAGGACCAACGUCUCUUGGAUGGGCUCAAGUGCCACAUGUCUACAGUCCAAUGUUCUCGCCAGUGUUUGGAAGAAAAUAA
Molecule: messenger RNA, 234 nt
Organism: Caenorhabditis briggsae
Lineage: Eukaryota; Metazoa; Nematoda; Chromadorea; Rhabditida; Rhabditidae
Exons: 1
Coding region: 1-234 (77 amino acids)
Source: RefSeq, a predicted model, not a curated record